AGCAGAGGGUGACUUUUCACAAGUCUCAAAGGAAUAGGGUACAUGUAUAAUCCAGUACAUGUUCUGAACCAUUUCUCUUGGUUCUGGCCAAACCAGGCACUUGUGAAACCUGCCAAAACAGAAGCUUGCUCUCUAGAGGCCAGUGCCUACAGCCUUCACAAAUCAGAGCUGAGGAGUGUCAGGAGCUGGUGUGUGUGACCUGCUGUAGACUAUUAGUUCACCCGCAAAUUCAUCUUUAAGGGAAUGAAUAAUCAAUACAUUCGCCGAGAAGUCUUUUGCUGUGAAACUUGUCAUGAGCUCAAAAGCUUCUGGGAAAAAGAAAUUAGCAAGCAGACUUGCUAUCGGGAACUGGAAGAAGAUCGUCAGGAGAGGAGUGCCCUGAGAAGACUCAGAGAAGAAUGGAAACAGAGACUGGAGAAAAGGCUGAGGAUGCUGGACAACCCAGAUGAGAAAGAAAAGCAGGCAAACACCAUGGGCUGAGAGCGUCCUGCCCACUAGACUUCAAAGAUAACAAGCCACCAAGGACACUCUUCUAAGAGAAAAGACUAGCACACAAGUUAUGCUGAUUUACUAGGCAGCAACACUAUUUGUUCUUCCAUUUGUAAGGGGAUUUACAUCUGAAACCUCCCCCAGUGCUAAUGGCAGUCAUUAUCCUACUCAAUCCUCUCUGCACAGGGAACAGGAUGGCUGCCAAUAGGAUAUGAGACUCAGUUCAUAAUAUAAAAAGCUCUUGGAAUUAGCACUCCCCAGGUUUCAAAGAUCCAUGUAGUGCAAUUUGUUUCCACAUCUUCUUUUCAUUGUGAAAUUGGAUGUUUUAUCUAAGCUUAACAAGGGCAAUGACCUUGAUGAAAAUCUGGCUUCCCUACCUUCCAGAGAAACAAACUUAUAUAGUGUCCUUUUUUUCCCCCUGUCCUUUCUUUUUUCCUGAAAGUUAAAAUGCAACUACUUAUAGAAGUAAAAGACACUAUUAUAUUAUGAAUUUAUUCAUAAUGUGGUUUGAAAAUGAAAUGAACUUUUUUUCUCUUUAUCUGAGUUGCUUUUCUCAUCAACAUGUUUAAGUAGAAA
Molecule: messenger RNA, 1065 nt
Organism: Erinaceus europaeus (western European hedgehog)
Lineage: Eukaryota; Metazoa; Chordata; Mammalia; Eulipotyphla; Erinaceidae
Gene: FAM240B
Product: family with sequence similarity 240 member B
Exons: 4
Coding region: 244-480 (78 amino acids)
Source: RefSeq, a predicted model, not a curated record